AUGCCGGUGUGGAAUGCCAACGCCGGCGGCGCGGACGGCCACCCAAGAAGAGAAGCCUCCAAAGUACUUAACAACUACAGAGGAAACAGGCAAUCAGGCCGCAGGACAGUGACAAGAAAUCUCAAUAGAAGCCCUAUUCUAGAGCACAGCCAGCUUGACAAUCAAGUUUCAGACUCAAGGGAGCGAUCCCCGACCACAACUGCGCAAUCGACACCCAGCGUCGAGGGCCCCAACUAUCAUGCAAUCCAAGCAAAGAACAUAAUCCAAUUGGAACUAAAUGAUUCAAGACAUGUCAAUCGUGGCAGGCAGUCCAUUCUUCGCUCUGCCCUUCAACUGGUAAACAGAAUUGCCGAGAGUGAGCCUCAGCAUCCCGACGAAAUCAUAGAAGAGCCUCAGCCUAGCGAUCCUGCUCUCACGAUUCCGGAUGCACCGCCUCGAGAGCUUUUGUUUAUGCUUCUGAAAGAUGGCUACGGCCUUAUUGGAACAUGGACCUCGACUCCAAGGUCAAUUGCUUCACGAACUGUGGACAACCCGCUUCUCAAAUCUCAGUUGUCCCAGUCUAGGUCCACCUACAUCACAGCGACAAUUCGAAGCAUUGAGAAACUGAGCAUACUCAAACGGCCAGAUCUCUCCACCAUACAAGCUCUACUAUCAAGUCACCUGGGGAGACUAAACCAGUGUUGGGUCCUUACCUCUUAUGCUGCCCGACAGAUCGCAUCCCUCAACUACCACAAGAUCCGCAGGAUACCAGCACACUCAGACUUGGAAUUAGAGGUAUACAGUGUUGUUUACUGGUGCUACUAUCUUGAUCGAACUCUGAGUUCGCUUCUUGGCCGGCCCCCUUCAUUGCCUGAUCUCGAGGUCUCCCCGACAGAUCUAAUUGUGCUAGACCCAUGCUCGCCAUACGAUACCCUUCUGCAUGUCUUACUUGAUCUCGCACAGGUCCAGGGGAAGUUACAUGGAAUAUCUUCCUGCGCGAAGAAUGUGUCGAAUAGCCAGGCUUUGGAGACUUGCCAGCUACUUGAAUCUAGAAUGCAGAGCAUCCUUCGAGAAAUGCCGUCGAGCCGUGACUCCCUCCCAAAAAUGGUACAAUAUGAUUGGGUUGCGGUUGACUUCUGCUACUACGCGAUUUUCGUCGAGAUCGACCGAACACGCUUAAAAAGCUCGUUUAGCCCAGCCAUACACAGAGAAUGUCUCGUACAUGCCCGAAAGUCGCUUGAAGCAUUUCACUUUCUCCAGCAGCAUCCGGAAGAAAUGCCGGGGACUUUGUUCUUCUACCCGCUAAGCGCCUUCUUUGUGGUCAUCUGCAACAUUAUCGGAACUUUGGAUCAUAGCGAUUUUGAACUGCUUCAACAAAUAACUCAAAGUUUGUCGCAGUUCAAGCAAGAUCCACAUCUUGGGAAACUCUUGAACCUCCUCCAGUCGCUAGAAGGCCUGUGCGAGCCGCUGUUCCAAGGGGGAAAUUCUGGCCCAGAGAAUAUGUCGUCAAACCUUGGAACAUCCGGCCCGAAUCAACUAAUCGAACCUGUCACUAUGGAUGGAAUUCUUCCGAGCGCUUCCUUCAACAACAAUUUUGGGCUAAGUGAUGAACCGAUACCAAACCCGGACUUGGACGCCUCAGCCGACUGGCUGAUGUGGCAACUCUUCAAUAGCCAGAUUCCAGCGGGGUCAGUCAGCCGACAUCACAAGAGAUGUUGUCCGGCGCUCGGAUUAUUACCGUUUUCGUUCGGGAAUCCGAUGGCUGGGCAUAUCGCUAUUCUCUUUUGGGUUUAG
Molecule: messenger RNA, 1773 nt
Organism: Aspergillus niger
Lineage: Eukaryota; Fungi; Ascomycota; Eurotiomycetes; Eurotiales; Aspergillaceae
Exons: 8
Coding region: 1-1773 (590 amino acids)
Biological process (GO): DNA-templated transcription
Molecular function (GO): DNA binding; zinc ion binding
Source: RefSeq, a predicted model, not a curated record